Messenger RNA from Pocillopora meandrina, 4599 nucleotides. The record is from the annotation of a GenBank genome assembly. Lineage: Eukaryota; Metazoa; Cnidaria; Anthozoa; Scleractinia; Pocilloporidae.
AUGGAGCCGUGUAUUAUCAUCCAUGGCGGCUGUAGGCCUAUCCCUGAGGAUUUCAAAGAACCUUACAAACAGGGUGUUCAACUUGCAGCUAGAAAAGGAUAUGCGGUGCUUCUUGAGGUGAAUUUAUGGAAAAUUACUUAGCCAUUUUAUAAUCAAUAGACCUCGUAAACUGGUUUGUUUUGUCCACCCAUUUCAGGUCUCAAGGGAAUUUCUAGCUUUAUCUCUGGCAAAUUGUGCAUACAUAUGCCUAUAGAUAAGAGCAAAUUGAAAGAGGCAGUUCUUUAGAGUAUUAUCACAUGACCUUAAAUGAGUAACCAAAACAUACUGUUUCUCACAAGUACAUGCAUGAGCGGAGUAAAUGAUAGGUAUUGUAAGUGCAAGCAAUAUAAAAUGUAUUUCUUUUGCCAAGUAUUACUACCUUUUUGAUUUUUUAGUCUGAUUGUUUGGGUGGGAGAAGCCCUGGCAUGAGUAGAGGUUGACGCUUCAACAACCUUGGCGGAAGUCAACAAUUGCAAAUGAAAUGAAGAGCGUUGUCGGGCGAGUGUUGUAAGUCAAGUGAAAUUUUUUAUCCAACACAGGGUGGAAGUGCAGUAGAUGCUGUUGAAGCAGCUGUCAGAAAUAUGGAAGACAACCCUCUUUUCAAUGCUGGACGUGGAUGUGCGCUCACAGAGGAAAACACGGCCGAGCUUGAUGCACUUAUAAUGGAUGGACACAGUUUGGCAGCUGGUGAGACUGUAAUGUUGAAGCUGAUGCUGUUUUCAUUCUGGGAGAUGCACUUUGGCCCUGUGGCUUGUGCAGCGUACUAUUUAGGUUCAUAUUUAUACUGUCCCUUGAUAAUUGCUUCUUGAUUCUCGUAAACUUUCGAGAUCAAGGUGUAAUUGCGUGACUGUGCGUUACAGUUGGGCUUCGAUUUUUCUCUUUGAUCUUUAAGGUUUCUGUUUACACUUAGUUUUCUCAGUUUUCCUAUCUCCGUGUCGUUAGUUGUAGUUCGUUCUUUGUCAUCGUCGAUCAAAUUUUUAGUUGUGCGUGCCAUCGGCGUUGCGGAAUCGAUAUGUAAGUUUUUGAUAUUAUGUUUCUAUUUUCGCAUAGCUUGCCUCAUAACCUUUAUAGUCAUUGUUUAUUCAUGUUUUGUGCAAGUAAUUUUGUGAUGUCGCGCCCUGGUGGUCGCGUGGAAAUUUACUAUGAAAUUUAAGUGUUCUGUUAUUGUAAUUUCGGGGCAAGCUCAUUAGGUACAUUUUGGUAUUUCCUUUAUUAUCACACGUUAAUUGUGUCGCGUAGGCUUCUCUCAGUUAUUUUCAGUUUUUAAUCGCCACGCGCGUUCUUACACUAGUUUCUCUUAGCUUAUUGAUUUCAGUUUACGAGACAGUAUAGACAAUUAUAAUCAAGAUCAGCGGUUAAAUUGGUUCGCCGUCUCCGUAACAUAUCCCUGUGUUUUUGGUACGUUAUUACUUAUCUGGUCGCGAUUUUUCGUAGCACUCCUAUUUCGCCUUGAUUUUCGCUUAGCGUGACACAAGGCUGAUUUGAGUUUCAAGACGUGCAAGACUUUUUUUGGAUAAUACGUUGUAAAAAUUUGUUACGUAAAACUAAAUUCUCAAAUCAAAAUUAAAAACUUGGGCCUCAUAAUGUAAUUCAGGAUUCUGGCAAGCUUUGAAAAAACAAAAAUUAAGUUUUGACUCAGAUGUUGUAAAAAGGUGGUAAUAGACUGUCUGGAAACCUUGACAAUUCAAAUGAAAAUUUCCAAGGAGUAUUGGCUGUCCAGUCAUUUCAUUUCAUAGAAGCUGAGAUAAGCUGUGACAGUGAAGCACCAUUAUGUUCAUUAAACAAAUGCUAAUUUUCAUGCAUUCCAAAUUAAAUUUCAGGAGCAGUUGCUUGUGUUCAAGCCAUAGCCAACCCUGUCUCUCUUGCACGACGCGUUAUGGAGGAUACUCCUCAUUGCUUGCUAGCUGGGGAAGGAGCUUUAAAGUUUGCUAAGAAGAUUGGAUUUCCUGUUGUUGAGGAUCCAUUAGUGCUCGUCACAGCUGAAUCACAUGAACGCUCAGUUGAUGCAGCAAAUUAUGUGGGAACAGUUGAAGAUUUUAUUUCUGGGAAUUCAAAACAAACAGAUAGUACUGGAAGUUCACAGGGAUUUGACACUGUAGGAGCAGUUGCAUUAGAUUCUUGGGGACAACUUGCAUGUGCAACUUCAACAGGUGUGUUCUCAAUCUCUGGUGGUAUAGUGACCCCAAGCAAUAGAUACAAUCUGGGAUGUUGUUAGGUAUACUUAACACAUCAAACUGUAUAGAAUCAUACCAAUCACUUGGAGUAAUUUUCAAUUAAUAUGUAGGGAAACUUAUGAAUCAACAACUAUGCUCAAACAUGGUAGGCUCUGGCAAAAGGAAGAGCAUUAUAGAAGUGGGGUUGGGGUUGACCUUGUGGCAUAUGAAACAGCUCCAAUCUUCAUUUAAUGACUUCAUUUUUUGUGGUAUUCAUAGCUUAUCACCUGAUCCCCCCAACUAACAAGCAUUCCCCUUUCUUAACCCUUUAAAUCCUAAGAGUGACUAGCAUCUAAUUUCUCCCCACAAUAUCACCCCUGAAUCACACAUUAAGGUCAUAAGAAUGAAGGAAAUGAUUACUAACUAAAGAAGCUUUUGAUCAGUGACCAAAAUCUCCUUGUCAGCACCUUAGGAAAUGUAUAAAGAACAGUAUGGAGAAUAUGCAUGAUGAAAUUAGGGUGUAAAGGGUUAAAUGACCAAGACCAUUUUAGCUGGUUGUGAUUACUAGAUUAUAAUUUGAUGGAGCAUGUAACUUUUGGGAAUAUGGUAGAUGUACAAUGUGCAUGUAUGGUAAUUACUAUGUACUUAUUGACUGAGUGGGAGGGUUGGACAGUUAAAUAUUUGACUUGGGGUCAUAAGGAAUGGACCAGGCACAUUGUGGUCAGUUCACCAUGACCGAGCAAACUCAGUCAAUAAGCAUUUUAUUAUAUGACCGCUAAAUGUUAAAAAUUUUGAAAAUUUUGUUUGAACCCAGUAUAUAACAGACUGGUGCAACCACGAAAAAUAUAAAAACUUUUCCUUUGUCUUUUCAAGUCAGAACCAUAAAAACACACAAUUCAUUGAAACACAAUUUUUUUUGGACUCUUUUCUCUUUUUCCUUUAAGUUUUUGCAAGAAAGCCAUGUGAGUGUAGGGCUGGACUAAUAUCUCUGGACUGGCUUUUUGUCAAUCCAUCUGGCCCUACACACAUUAGUUUUCAGUAUGGUUUUCUAUGAAAUUGCACUGCAUUAAGUCAGAUAUGAAGCUAGAGGGUAUGCCAAUUUAGUAAGGGGCAUACUUAGCUGUGCUUCUACCAUGUUAUGAAUGAGAGUUUCUCUUACAGUGCAGGAUAUAGCCUGGAUUUUUAACCACUUAAAAGUUCUCCCGGCCCUGAAUAUAGUCAGAUUAUUACACCCCACCCAAACCUUUCCCUGGUCAAAGAAACAUUUGAUAAAACCAGGAGCCCAUUACCCAGAGCUUCCAUCCUCCUAACUUACCCUCUGGGUCAACCCUGUCCCGUAUCUUUUUAUUUUUAGAAGCACCUCCCACAGGGUUUUUUGUGGGUGUUUACAUAAUAGCCAAUCAUAAGAGAGCUGUGGUCCUUUAUUGUUUACAUCACAUGCAGAGAAGAAAUAGAGGUCAGCCUUCGCCUUUGGCUGCCAAUUUUUGUUAGGGUGUUAAGCAAACGUCAGCAUGUUUUCGCGGGAAAUUAAAGAACCCCCCACCCCCCCACAUAUCUAAAGAAAAAAAUACGAUACGGGACAUGGUUGACUCAAGGGUACAAUUGGUAUGGAGGCUCUGGGUAAUGGGCUCCUGAUAAGACUUGUUUGUGUAACAAGAUCCAUCAUAUGAACAUUUUUCUAGGUGGAUUGCCAAUGAAAAUGCCAGGGAGAGUUGGUGACAGCCCAUUAGUUGGAUGUGGAGGAUAUGCCAAUACAGUGGCUGCAUCGUCUACCACUGGUCAUGGAGAAUCGUUGAUGAAAACUGUUCUGGCUUGGGAGGUGGUCCGAAAUGUGGAAGAUGGCUUAGAAACCAAGGAAGCCUGUGAAAAAUCAAUUAAUAAAAUGGCCAAUUCAGUUAAAGGUGUAGGUGGUGUUAUAGCACUAAAUAAUCAUGGAGAGUUUGGACUAGCUUUUUCCUCCAAGCAUAUGACUUGGGCAUUUGUUAGCAGACAUGUUAUUAAAUUUGGACAGGAGCUGGGUGAAGAACAAGAGAUUCCAAUGUAAAAUGUUCAAAUAAUUUGUCAAGUCAGAUUUUACACCCAAAUGUUCAAAAUGAUCUAAAAAUAGAUUUAGAAAUUUUAUGCUCUUUAUAAAAUAAUUUUCCUCUCCAAAAUGGCUGAUAUCAACUUUAGAAAUGUUUGUAGAGAAAUAGUUUUAGCAUAAUAUUACAGUUACCAUGACAACAUUGUUACUGUCAUUGAUUAAGUAACAUAAAAUGUUUAUAUAAUUUUGUACAGAUUUAUAUGACAGUUUUUAUAAAAUAAAUCUAUUUCAAUCAUAGCUAGUGGUAAUAAAAUGUAACUCAUGAUGUUGUAAUUCUCUUUUUCUAUACAACAUUACAUUACCCUCUGAAUGAAAAUCUCUGGA